AUGAGGACAUCCCACUUCAAAAUAAAGCUCUGCAACGGGGGCUCGGUCACCGACCUGGUGCAGGGCCUCAAGCAGCGGGGGGCGCGCCUGUCGGACGACCAGAUCGCCUUCAUCCUGCGCGAGACGGUCGAGGCGCUCGUCUACCUGCACGCCAACCACUGCAUGCACCGCGACGUAAAGGGCCACAACAUCCUGCUCACGGAGGAGGGCAACGUCAAGCUGGUCGACUUUGGCGUGUCGUCGCAUCUGCAGGCCACCCUGGGCCGCAGGAACACCUCCGUGGGCACACCCUACUGGAUGGCGCCCGAGGUGAUCGCCUGCGAGCAGCAGCUCGACUCGUCGUACGACUGCCGCUGCGACGUCUGGUCGGUGGGCAUCACGGCCAUCGAGCUGGCCGAGGGUGAGCCGCCGCUCAGCGACCUGCACCCCAUGCGCGCGCUCUUCCAAAUACCGCGCAACCCGCCGCCCCAGAUCUUGGAAGUUUUCCGGAAAUUUUCCAAUCUAAUGCGCGUUGAAGUGUGCUCUAGAUUUUCAAUCCAAUGA
Molecule: messenger RNA, 543 nt
Organism: Frankliniella occidentalis (western flower thrips)
Lineage: Eukaryota; Metazoa; Arthropoda; Insecta; Thysanoptera; Thripidae
Product: myosin-IIIb-like
Exons: 4
Coding region: 1-543 (180 amino acids)
Biological process (GO): protein phosphorylation
Molecular function (GO): ATP binding; protein kinase activity
Source: RefSeq, a predicted model, not a curated record